Molecule: messenger RNA, 628 nt
Organism: Tigriopus californicus
Lineage: Eukaryota; Metazoa; Arthropoda; Copepoda; Harpacticoida; Harpacticidae
Exons: 3
Coding region: 48-575 (175 amino acids)
Source: RefSeq, a predicted model, not a curated record
AAUAUCCUUCAAACAAGUACCCAUCACUCCAGGUUUAAUCAAGCUCAAUGAUGAUGCGGCAGAUCAUUCCCCUGUCCGUGAUCCUUUUGGCCUUUGUGCCCGCUCAAGUGCGUUUCGUUAAAGCCAUGGCAGACACGCCCGAAGGCUGUCCAGUGUGUGAAUGUCCAGAGCCAACCCUGCAAGACAGUAUGCCCAUGGGUCGCAGUUUAGAGGGCGAAGAUAACGCCCCUGAGCUUUGGGAAGAAGAGAACACGGAUUAUCAUAUUCUAAGAGUGCCCAAAGACAUGAUGUUCGGAUGGCCUUAUGAGGGCGGUAACAAACGCAAACGGCGGUCGGUGGGCCAUGGAGGACCAGUUGGACACGGUUAUGGACACGGAUACCCUGGUCAUGGAUACCCAAGUCAUGGUUAUCCCCGCCAUGGAUAUGGACAUCCUUACCGUCAUUCGCCUUACGGGUAUAAUCCUUACGGCUAUGGAUAUAUUCAUCCGUACAGCAAGAGCGGGUACAAGUUCUUUGACAACCCCUACAAGUCUGGAGAGCUGGUUACGGACAAGGAGUACUACCAAUCACAAUAGGUGGACCAAGCGGCUAAUUUUAUGUAUUUCAUGAAUAAACUCUACCUUACCGA